CAGACGGUGUCGCAUGACAGAUGUCGUUCGUUCAACUUUAGAAAGUCGAGGAAAAAACCAGGUUUAAAAUAUAUAUACGGCCGAAAAUGCAACUGCUUUUAACUUGGAGGAAGAACCGUUUGUUCAAGGGCUGUAUAUUUUGAGAAGAAUGCAGGAGAAACUUAUACAACAGCUUAAAAAAGAAGUAGGUUUAAAGAGCGGCCAUUUUGUCUUAGAACCUUUUCCCAUUCCGGCCUAUUUGCAUUUGUUUGCCUUUCAAGCUUUUAAAGAUCAGAAUUUUUUAAGCUUGCCUUUAAGCCUAAAAGACUUUUGUCGUUGUAUUUAUUUUACAAAAGCGCGGUAGAGCGUUUGCUUCGGUUUAUAAUAUACAUAUUUAGUUGUAUUUUUUAGCUUAGGAUAUCUCGUCUAGUGUUCAAUUUGUUUACCUCAAAAGUUUGUAAUCUAAUUUAGGUGAAACAGAUUGUCGAGGAAGCAGUAACUCGGAAAUUUAUCCAUGCCGAUAGCACAAGCAUAACUUCGCUUUGUGGUGAGUUGUUUUCGUAUGGGUUUUGCAAAAAAAUUGUUGUAGACAAUAUAUUCUUGUGGCUAUAUCAAAUUUCAAAACAAGUCAUCUCAAGUACUCGAUACUUUGUACAUGCGGAAAGUAUUAACCGAAACAUUUGUUUGUUUGGAGAACUAUUAUAAAACCCAAGAUUUGAAUUUUGUUCGUAUUUUGUAAUCAGCCUUAUGGAUUUUAUAAGCUAUACAUACACGUUGUGAUUUGUUUGUAUAUUAACAUUGCACAAUGCAAUAUUCAAAUUUUUGGAGAUUUGUCAGUGAGGGUACAAAUAAAACAGGCAAAAUAUUAAGUACAUGUAGAGUUUUAUGAUUGUAAUUAAGGCUUUCAUAGCCUAUAAAUAGUUUUAGUUUGGGGUUUAAAAUGUUGUGAAAUAUGUUCUGUAGAACAAGUUUUGUUCUAAUUGAUAGUAUAAUUUGCUACAAUUAUAGAACGAGUCUGAAUGUGCAUAUAUCUGCAUGUUUUCAUAUCAAAAACUGUCUACACAUCAUCCAUCAACAGUCCUCAUCUGUCAGAUGGUUCACCUGUCUUCGUGUCAAUAGAAGACAAACUCUCUAGGAUAGCACAAUCUAUGUUAAUAGCAGUUUGUUCUGGAAAAAAUCACGUCUGAUGGUUCACUGCACUCCUUAAGUGCUGUGCGCGGUCUGUCUGCUUGCUGCGCAGUUAUACACAAUAGAAUGAAAAGACCAACUAUUGUUUUUUGAAUGCUCUAUGCCAGUGUAAGCAGUUGUAGGCAAGAUUUUACUUGUGAUGGGGAGACCCUUGGGCAUUCAUGCUUCAAACUAUAUAUCUUUCUAAUUUGUAGCUAUCUAAUAUGAAACUGAGAGACGGAUGAUACUGAUUGAUUUGAUACCUGAAAAACACAAGGAGAACGUCAAUGUUUCAAGUGAAGGCACCUUAAAUAGGAAGUUAACUUGCUCGAAACAUCAAAUUUCUCCUUAUAUUUUCACGCAGUUGUAUCCCUUAAUCAAUCCACAGCUAUCUAUUCUUUGCCUAAGUUUAUCUCAAUGAAUCAUUAUAAUCCAUCUCUAGUUUCAUAUUAGAUAGCUACAAAUUAGAAAGAUAUAUAGUUUAAACCAUGAAUGCCCAAGGAUCUAGCUCCCCUUCAACAAGUAAAAUCUUAGACUGGUGUAAUAGGAUGUGUUUAAUAUAGAUAGCUUGUUGCACAGAUGACUUCUAAAGGAAGUGAUUAAAAAGUUCCCAUGGACUCAUUAAUUUCUGUCAUAAAUCAAAUGUGAAAAAAUUACAACGUGACAGUUGAAUUGGAUUAAUGAAUAGCAAGUUUUUAACUUAUGUGUAAGUUUAUAGUUGUGUGGUUACACAAUUCUGACAUUAUUACAUGUAUAUAGCCUGUAAAGACCUAGUUUUUAUUGGCGUUUCAACAAAAAUAAAUAUUAUUUUGUUGUGGUCAUAAUUUCUUUAUUUUUUAAAUUAAGAGCUAUGAAUAUCUAAUAACCACCUUUCCCAAUUCAUCAGUAUGACAUAAAUAUUUAAUCACUUUUGUGAGCUAUUCUAAUUUAUUGUUUUUAUACAUACAUGCAUAUGGCUUUGGCAUAAUAUUGUUGAGCUACAGGUUUUUAUUAUAAUUGUGUUUACCAGUGCUAAAAAUAUAUAGCCAACAAUUUUUUUCAAGUAUGUGUGAGUGUGUAAUGUAUGAUUUUGUGCAUAUUUUGUUCGGCACUCGCAUGUUUAUUAUUGGGGUAUGAAUUGUGGUUUCAUGCGCCAAUAACUCUCAAAUCAUUUAAAGUUUUCAUAACAUAGUGGUCAGAAUGCUAAUCACCAGGGCUGGAAAAAUUAUUUUCUUCCUGGGAGCACAACCUGAAGAUUAAAAUUUCCUGCAGACCAACUGAGUAUUUUCGUGCUAAAUCUCUGCUCAACCGAGUAAGCUGCAGCGCUUCCCCAUUGACAAGUAAAAUCGUCUGGCGUUGGACAAGUAGAAAGAAAAAAGUAGAGUGCACUGGGGUGCAUUGCAGCUCAAUGGUCAACUAGAGACAUUGUCAGAUUUUUUUGUUUUAAACCCACUAAGUUGCAUCAAGCUUCCCCAUUGACGAGUAAAAUCGUCUGGCGUUGGACAAGUAAAAAAAAAGUAGGGCGCAUUGCUGCUCAAUGGGUUAAACAUAAUGUCCUAAGCUGACCAUGGAAUUCAGGGGAAAGAUGUCUGUCAACCCAUAAGUUGUUGGACCAAUAGUGGGACAUGCACAUUAGGGUUCCAUCAAAAUUCAAGUUGCAAAUCGUCAACCUAACAAAUUUCCUGCAGCAAUUCAAUAUUUCUACAAGCGGUGCUUGCAUGCUUGACUAUUUUUUCCAUCCCUGCUGAUCAUUCAAAUGGCAGGACCGCACGUUCCUGUAAUAAUGGUCCACGUACAGACCUGAAGCUGCUUGGAAUUAAUUUCUGAAAACCUUCAACCCCUUAUGUUUGCGAUGUUACUCUGAGUAUCCACACCGGGCGAGCUUGAAAAAUAUGCCCGGCCACGGUGGGAUUCGAACCUACGACCUUUGGAAUACUAGCCAAAAAAAAAAAAAAAAUUCAUAUUACAAGAACACAUUGGUAUUGAAGGAACUAGAUACUGUUCCGAAAUAUCACUUACACGAACCGCCCUGACCGCGUAGCUCAGUUGGAAGAGCAUUGGGCUAGUAUUCCAAAGGUCGUAGGUUCGAAUCCCACCGUGGCCGGGCAUAUUUUUCAAGCUCGCCCGGUGUGGAUAUGCACUCAGAGUAACAUCGCAAACAUAUUAUUCACCUGAGUACACAACACCAACACAGAAAAAAAAACAAAAAAAAAACUUCAACCCCUUAUUUUCUAGCUGUUAUUGAUGCUAUCAUCAAAGAUGGAUCAAAGCGUCGUGCAGGAGGAAUAUUGCCUCCAUACGACACAGAGACAUUGCUGUUGAAAUUGUGUGAAGUGUCAGAGGUGACUAAGAAGUUGGUCAGAAAACUGACUGGAACAGAGGUUGAUGAGAAUAUUUUUGAAGUACAUAAACCAGGUGCAGGUAAGAAAUUUUAUUCAAGUUUUAAAAUAUGACCGGCACUUAUGGUGUCAUGCCCGCAUGAGUCAUUGCAGGGUCUUAGCUAGAGGGCCGUGUUGGCCGUGUUAUCGCGGCCAAAAAUGGAAAAACACGGUUAGAUAAAAUGAACGCGGCUUCACUGUCAAGGCCGUGUAGGUAAUCAUAAAAUAAGGUGUUGCUGCUGACAACAGACACAAUUUCGUCCUAUUUACGUCGUAAGAAAGUUUGUAAAAUCUACUGUUGUUGUUGAAUUGGCAAAAGUGAGCCGUGAUGUUUUAAUAUUUUGAUGGAUAAUGGGAACUGUAUGGUGUUAAAAUGGUUUUAAAUACCCCCAAGAGUUGCUGAAAUAACUUGAUAUUUAAUGUCAGUGCGCAAUGAGUGUAUGCUCGCCUUGUAUUUGGUUGCAAAGCAUGGAACAACCACAAGCAUUAUUGUUGGUAAAUACCCCCAAGAGUUGCUAAAAUAAUUUAUUAUAAUGUCAGUGCGAAAUAUGAGCGCAUGCUCGCCUUAUAUUUGGUUGAAAAGCAUAGAACAACCAUAGGUAUAGUCUAUUGUUGACAAGCAUAACUGGAGAGUGUUUUUGGCUAUUCAAGGCAAUUGAUAUGGGCACACCUUGGAAAUUUAGAAACACGCCCAAGAUAUAAAAUGCUAGCUAAGACCGUGUUUGAGAUCUGUUUACUGGAUUCGUUAGCUCCUGAAGACGAGGUGAAGAAGACUGACCUGAAGCUGAAGAAGUUGAGGUUGGACCAGUGCAAGUUAUCUUACGGAAAGAAUGUCAAGUUCCUGUGGAUCAGAGUUGCAUUGGUUGAGAAACUUCUCGCUAAAAUUCUCGCUUCUUUGGCAGAACAUGCUGAGUAUGUUAAUAAUCGCAGAUGCAAUAUACGUUUGCAGUGACAUGAAUAUAGAACCUUUGUAUUUAACCUUAUUUGUUUUUCAGCAAAUUUUACGAACCAACAGCAAUCUUGGCUGAUCCUGUCAAUGGACCUCUUGUGGCCAACUUACUUGGUACAGUAUAUAUAUACUAUGUUUUAUUUGUGAGUUUAGUCUGCAACACUUGUCUAAGAAAUGACUUCAGCAAACCGCGUCCUUUUAAAGGGCUGACUAGAUGACUAAAUAAUAAUUGGUUCUUUCCGAAUACUGCUUGCAUUCCUAGAAAACUAGUUGCAUUUAGGAGUAACCUUGAGUCUUACGCACAUUGCCUGUUUAUAUGUACAGUACUGUACAUUACCUGCACCAAUUCAGUUGCUUAUAUAAUUUACAUUGUAAAUGGGUGCCUGGUUAUGUUUGUUCCAUUCUAUGCUUACUUAAAUUAGUGGUAACUUUGACAGUCACAUAUAAAAUUUAAAUGUUUGGUUACGUUGUGAAUUAUCUCAAAAUAUGCAUUUGGCGCAGGCAUAAACAAGCGUUGCGGACUAAAUUAAUUUGUGUUCAAUCUCGCUGAAUGAGAUUUUCAGUGUCAGAAAUCCUCAUAAGAUCGCGACUUUCUUCAGAUGGUCCGUGUGCCUUGGACUAUUCCAAAAUGAAGACACCAGAUGGACGAUGGUCUGACCCCUCGGCAGACGAACUCGUUCAAAGACACCGCAUCCACAGUGGUCUGUCAAUGCGACGACGUCAAGCAUCCUUGGAUAAACCUCAGCUCGGCAGCACCUCGCCCUCAGUGGAAGAGUUUGUCGUCGCUCCUAGUCUCGCUCGCGAACAUGUCGAGUCUCUGCAUCAGAAUGCCAGUGCUAAUAUGUUGUUUGGGAAAAAUAACGUGGAAGUUCAACCAGUGAGUAUGGAUGUAGAUAGUGAUAGUUUAAUUUUAAAAUUUGAUUAAUAUUGUGAUGAACUUUAAACUAACUUCAUUUAUACUUGAUAGGUCUAUCAGUUCUAAACUCGUCUUCCUAGAGGAGGCCGUUGAUCCAGUGUUACUACAGAAGGAAACCUACUAAACCAUUCAUACUGGAUAGCUCUAUCAGUUCUAAAAUGUUCUCCCUAGAGGUUCAGUAAGGAUCAUCUCUUAUUGAUCUAGUGUUACUACAGGAGGAAUCCUAAACUGUAUACUAACUUUAUUUAUACUGGAUAGCUCUAUCAGUUCUUAACUGUUCUUCCUAGAGGUCCAGUAAGGAUAUCUUUUAUUGAUCUAGUGUAACUUACUACAGGAGGAAACCUAAACUAAACUAAUUUUAUUUAUACUGGAUAGCUCUAUCAGUUCUAAAUUUUUCUCCCUAGAGGUUCAGUAAGGACCAUACCUUAUUGAUCCAGUGUUACCACAGGACGAAAUCUUCUCCUCAGAUGGGACAGACACUUAUUGAUCUGGUGUUAAUGCAGAUGCAGUUUAUUCAUUUAUCAGUUUCGUACUGUUCUCGCUAGAGAUCCAGUAUGUCCUAUCUCCUGUCAAUCCAUUGUUACCACAGGAGGAAACUGGAGUGUCCAGUUGUGUUGAGUCAAACUGACUCAUCACUACUCAUACUAGCUUCUUGCCUGACUAUCUUUCUGAUGUUCAAUCAGCGUAAUGAGAGAAAUGAUUUUCAUGUAGUACCCUUGACUGUCAUUUAAGGCGUCAGGUUCGGAUUGGGUGCCUGGAUAUUUGUCUUUACAUCAAACUGUUGAGUCACUUCUUGUGAAAUGGACACCAAAUGAUCUAAUGAGUGGUUCCCCUGAUGAACAACAGAUGCUGCAUAGUAAUGAAGCAAUAACCAUUGAUACCUUGGAUGUCGUGUAUGUUCAUUGUCACCAUAAAGGUGAGUGGUGUGGUGGUGGUGGUGAUGGUAUUGGAUUGGUAGUAGUAGUUGUAAUAACAGCUGUGGUGGUGGUUGUGGUAAUGAUGAUGGUGAUUGUGGUAGUAGUAGUGAUGUGGUAGUGGUGGUGAUGGUGAUCAUAAUAUUGAUGGUAAUAGUGAUGGUGGUAAUGUAAUGAUGAUGGUGAUUGUGGUAGUAGUAGUGAUGAUGGUAGUGGUGUUGAUGGUGAUCAUAAUAUUGAUGGUGGUAAUGUAAUAAUGAUGGUGAUUGUGGUAGUAGUAGUGAUGAUGGUAGUGGUGGUGAUGGUGAUCAUAAUAGUGAUGGUAAUAGUGAUGGUGGUAAUGUAAUGAUGGUGGUGGUUGUGGUAAUGAUGGUGGUGGUGAUGGUGAUCAUAAUAUUGAUGGUAAUAGUGAUGGUGGUAAUGUAAUGAUGAUGGUGAUUGUGGUAGUAGUAGUGAUGAUGGUAGUGAUGGUGAUGGUGAUCAUAAUAGUGAUGGUAAUAGUGAUGGUGGUAAUGUAAUGAUGAUGGCAAUGGUUAUGAUGAUGCUGAUGAUUGUGGUAGUAAGUAGUGAUGAUGGUAGUGGUGGUGAUUAUAGUGGUAAUGGUAUGGUGAUGGUGGUAAUGGUAUGGUGAUGGUGGUAAUGAUGGUGAUGAUCCACAAUGUGGUAUUAAGUAGUGAUGAUGGUAGUGGUGGUGAUUAUAAUGGUGAUGGUAUGGUGAUGGUGGUGGUGGUUAUGGUAGUAAGUAGUGAUGAUGGUAGUGGUGGUGGGUGAUUAUAAUGGUGAUGGUAUGGUAAUGGUGGUGAUUGUGGUAGUAAGUAGUUAUGAUGGUAGUGGUGGCGAUUAUAAUGGUGAUGAUAUGGUAAUGAUGGUGAUGUUGAUGAUUGUGGUAGUAAGUAGUUAUGAUGGUAGUGGUGGUGAUUAUAGUGGUAAUGGUAUGGUGAUGGUGGUAAUGGUAUGGUGAUGGUGGUAAUGAUGGUGAUGAUCUACAAUGUGGUAGUAAGUAGUGAUGAUGGUAGUGGUGGUGAUUAUAAUGGUGAUGGUAUGGUGAUGGUGGUGGUGAUUAUGGUAGUAAGUAGUGAUGAUGGUAGUGGUGGUGGGUGAUUAUAAUGGUGAUGGUAUGGUAAUGGUGGUGAUUGUGGUAGUAAGUAGUUAUGAUGGUAGUGGUGGCGAUUAUAAUGGUGAUGAUAUGGUAAUGAUGGUGAUGUUGAUGAUUGUGGUAGUAAGUAGUUAUGAUGGUAGUGGUGGUGAUUAUAGUGGUAAUGGUAUGGUGAUGGUGGUAAUGGUAUGGUGAUGGUGGUAAUGAUGGUGAUGAUCUACAAUGUGGUAGUAAGUAGUGAUGAUGGUAGUGGUGGUGAUUAUAAUGGUGAUGGUAUGGUGAUGGUGGUGGUGAUUAUGGUAGUAAGUAGUGAUGAUGGUAGUGGUGGUGGGUGAUUAUAAUGGUGAUGGUAUGGUAAUGGUGGUGAUUGUGGUAGUAAGUAGUUAUGAUGGUAGUGGUGGCGAUUAUAAUGGUGAUGAUAUGGUAAUGAUGGUGAUGUUGAUGAUUGUGGUAGUAAGUAGUUAUGAUGGUAGUGGUGGUGAUUAUAGUGGUAAUGGUAUGGUGAUGGUGGUAAUGGUAUGGUGAUGGUGGUAAUGAUGGUGAUGAUCUACAAUGUGGUAGUAAGUAGUGAUGAUGGUAGUGGUGGUGAUUAUAAUGGUGAUGGUAUGGUGAUGGUGGUGGUGAUUAUGGUAGUAAGUAGUGAUGAUGGUAGUGGUGGUGGGUGAUUAUAAUGGUGAUGGUAUGGUAAUGGUGGUGAUUGUGG
Messenger RNA from Paramuricea clavata, 8081 nucleotides. Lineage: Eukaryota; Metazoa; Cnidaria; Anthozoa; Malacalcyonacea; Plexauridae. The record is from the annotation of a GenBank genome assembly.